AUGUGGCUCCGUGAGCUGGAAGAGCGCAGCCCAGCGGAUCUUAGGGACGCCUUUGGCUUGAAGCCCUGUUCGCCCAAGGAGCUUCGUCAGCUGCCGGACAGUGCCUUUCUGGGCGGCAAGAAAACGCCGGGCGCGCUGCCCAUCUACGACCCGGAGAGGAAAGUGAGCCUCCAGUUCCUCUUAGCCAGCUACAAAGCGAGCGAAAAGAGCCGCGAACGUUUACGGGGCGAAGAUUCUGUGGUGGAUCUGCAUCGGCCCUUCCUGCGUUGGCUGAUGAAGAAGGCGCGUGAGUUGCAGCUGCUGAACAGCCGCGAGGUGCGGCGCGGCUUGCUGGCGCCGCAGCGCCUCGAGGCGGCGGCAAAGAGCGGCGAGUGGCGCCUGAGUGUGGAGCAGAACCAGGCGGAGGCCUCUGACGAGGAGGGCCGCCAAAAGCAGGCGCAGCAGCGACAGAAGGCUGUGGAAGAGGCCCUGCGGGAUGCCACGUUCAAAAUGGAACUGAACUUCCCGCAGCCCAAGGUCACAACUCCAACGGCCCCGGAAGGUGCCACUGCUUUGCUGAAGGAACGACUGAGCCGGCAGCUGGAGUCCAAAAAGGACAAAAUCGAUGCGUUGUCAAGUCAUGGUCAAGACCUGCAGACCAUGGCCGACCGCUUGAUGGCUCCGUCCUUGAGCUUCGAUUGGGACGAGCCGGAGUCCGACGAGGAUGACAAUUCCAAGGGCAUUCUGCAGGUGGAGCUUCCGGCGGCCGCGGCGAAUCCCGAGGGCCGCCGCGCCUUGCUGCGCGAGCAGAUCCAACGUUCUGUCUCCUUCAAGCAGGCCAAAGAAUUGUCCAAGACCAAGAGCCUUUCCUCCAACGGUUCCAAGAGUGACGUGCGCGAGGCGGCCACGCCCAGUAAGAAACGGAAGACCGCCCGAACUGUGCUUUCGGACGCCACCGAGCCUGAGAGAUCCGAGAAAACCGAGAUGCCCCAGGAGGACUUACCGGCCACAGUCACCAUUGAAGUUUCUGAAGGCUCAGAUUCCAAGUCGUCGGAGGGCCAAACAGCCUCGGCAGCAUCGGCCCCUGUGGAUGUCACGGAGGUCGCGUCGGAGGCCACCCAGAAGGCGACCGAUCCACCAGAACGCGACGAGAUCUGCUCUGCGCCGGCAGGAGGGGACGAAGCAGAAGCUGAAGGAAGAUCCGGGGAUGAUGAAGGCGCCGACACGGCGGCCGCCGGCCCGGGCGGGGUCGAGAUCAGCCCCACGCUGCAUUUCGUGGCGGAGGAACCCGAAGUGCCAGGCGAUAGAUUGGAGAUCAGCCCCACCUUGCCAUUCGACAUCGAUGCGAGUGCUUUGCAGGAGGCCUGUGGCGUCGAGGACGGCGCCUCCGCAGCACCGGCGGUAACGGCGUUAGCGCCGGCCGUGGCGAUGGAGGCGAGAGCCGAGGAAGAAGAUGCAGAGGAACCCACUAGCGAGGAGGAUGAAGAAAUCAAGGCGGACACGCGCCUGGUGCGCGAACGCGCCUGGCUACGGCACAAGCGCCAGAUGCAGGCGGCGCAGGGGCAAGAGGAUGACGAUGAGGCCUUCGGCCCCGUGGGGCGGGCGCCGAAGAGGCGCGCCAAGGCGUCGAUCCUGAUGGGAGCCGUGUGA
Messenger RNA from Cladocopium goreaui, 1629 nucleotides. Lineage: Eukaryota; Dinophyceae; Suessiales; Symbiodiniaceae. The record is from the annotation of a GenBank genome assembly.